AUGAAGGGCGUGCCCGUGACCGAGGUUGAUUCAGUUGAUCGGCCGCAGCUGCACCUUCGCCAGGUGACGGACGGCCGCCACUUCGUGCAGCUCAUCUACUCGGGCGAGGACGAGCUCCGGGACUGCGAGUACGUGACGCACGCGCCCACCGUGCACGCCUUCCUCGACACCUUCCGCCACGACAUGGAGGCCGUGCGGCACGGCGGCGGCGGCGACGCGGGCGCCAGGAACGUGACGGUGCGCGUCCUCGGCGACGACGAGGCCCUCCCCGACGACCUGGCGGCGUGGCUCGACUACCCGCGGCUGCGCGAGGCGUGCGAGGAGAACCACAACCAGAUCAGGAGGCUCCUCGACGGCCACCAGCGGGGGGAGGAGUCCGCCAAGCACGAGCUGGAGAGGCGGAAGCGCAGCCUCCAAGACGCGCUCAUGGCACCGGGGACCAAGUGGUGCGGCAAGCACCACCGCGCCGACACCUACUCGUCGCUGGGCGCCUUCAGCCACACGGACCGCUGCUGCCGGCGGCACGACCAGUGCAAGAUGGCCAUCCCGUCCUUCGCCACCAAGUUCGGCCUCUUCAACCACCGGCCCUUCACCAUCAGCUACUGCGGCUGCGACAAGAGGUUUCGGACGUGUCUGAAGGUGGCCGGCAACGGGCCCGCCAACCUGGUGGGCAAGCUGUUCUUCAACGUGGUGCAGACCAAGUGCUUCGUUCUCAAGCCCAAGAAGGUCUGCCUCAAGACCUCGUGGUGGGGCAAAUGCAUCAAGUGGCAGGUGAAGAAACAAGCCCAUCUCAGAGACAAUACGCCCUAUUGAGCUUACCUGGGCCGGACCAUACCCUCCCUCUCCUCCAACAUUACCAAAUCGUUUUUGGUCCUAAGGACUCUUACCUCUGUAGUACAUUUGUAAAUAUUUGUAUUUAUGUAAUUAUCUUUUUAAAUAUGACUGAGUGUGUGUACGUAUGGUGUGAAAUAGGUGCGAUAGGGUAAGCAAGUGGUCUCGUGUCUUGUGCGCGAAGCGCCUCGCCGCGAUUUUAAAAAUGUGUCUUGGAGCAGUUCUUAUUGUUAAAUAUACUGUGUAAAUUACUCGUGAAUAGAUGGAAUUCCUUCAGUCUAGUCUCUUUGAUUCUGCCAUUUCAGUAACUUGUGAAUUCGUAUCAAAUAUCAAAUCAUAAAUUAGGGUAGAGAGGAAAUGAUUUUAAUAAAUUUGUCACAACAUACCAUCUCCUCUACUCCGGAGAAUUAGUAUGUACCUGUAGUUUUGUAUAGUAUUCAACGACAGUCGAAUGAGGUAUUCAGUAUCUCACUGAACAUUUUGUACUUUUUGAAGUGACUGCACAAUGAACGUUUCAUGAGGCUACGACGCUAGUAGAGCGCAUGCUACGUGCUGAAUAGGCCAACCUGCCACGCAGCUGUGUGAAGACGGUGGCCCUCCCCAGAGCGCUCAAGGUGCGGGGUGCUACGGGCAAGUCAACGUUAGACGCCCAACUCGGGGAACGUUCAUUGUGGGUAGAAGCGCCUUUAGGUUGACUCGGUGCGACCAAGUAAUGAAGAAAAUGACAAUAAGUGACGAAGCGGAUGUAUUCCUCAAACCAUGACAAUAGGAGCUUGCAAACUGUUUUAAGGGGUAAAUUAUGUAUUACCAACGGGAAACCGUCACAUAUAGCUUAAGGCCUAAGUUAAAAUCGAGGUGUACAUCAGUCCUAACACAUACAGACUUCCACUCCACUACUAUGUACUACGAAUUGCAUAAUAUCAUCAUGCUUUUUCCAGAACGUUUUCAUAAGUAUUAUUGGUUUUUACUUUAUCGCGUGUACCGACUCAAGUGAUGUACUCCUCGGUUAGAAGGCAUAACCAAUGUAACAUGCCGCAAAGUCCUAAUCAUGGCUUCAAGAACAGCCAUUAACGGGUCGGGCAUUCGCUAUUCACACAAGUAAGUGGUGAAUGCCCGCGAAAUUUGUGAUACCUGAAGGGGAGACAACAGAUCUGUCCCCUCUUCAUUAUAAUAUAAUGUAAUUUAUGGUAAAUGAAUUGUAUUAUUACCUUACAUUGUUGCCAAUAUCCUAAAUGUCUAAUUUAUGAUUGUUAAUGUAUGUUUUUUGUGGUUACGUCUCCUCAACAAGACGCAACAGUACAAUCCUUUAUUUUUUUGUUGAAUGGCAAUGAACUGUGUAGAUUAUUGGUCGUUUACUUGUACGCACUAGUAGACAGGCUUUUGUAUUGUAAAUAAUAAUAAUCAAUGAUCAA
Frankliniella occidentalis (western flower thrips) is the source of this 2243-nucleotide messenger RNA. It is a transcript of the gene GIIIspla2, whose product is annotated as group 3 secretory phospholipase A2. The record is from RefSeq and is a predicted model, not a curated record. Gene Ontology annotation, biological process: phospholipid metabolic process; arachidonate secretion. Gene Ontology annotation, molecular function: A2-type glycerophospholipase activity. The coding region runs from base 1 to 813 and encodes 270 amino acids. Lineage: Eukaryota; Metazoa; Arthropoda; Insecta; Thysanoptera; Thripidae. The transcript has 4 exons.